AUGGCCUCUGAUCAAACCGAACACCAACAACAACAACAACAGACUAUCCACAAGAAAGCAAACUCAAACAACCAACAAGAACAACAACAACAACACAACAACAACAGCAACCCAAACUCACUCAACUUCACCAACCCAAGCCUACUCAGCCCACCACCAACACCCACCUCAUCAUCAAACCCAUCAUCAUCCAUCCAUCGAAAACAUUCAUCAAUCAACCCACCCAAAACCACCGAACAACAACAACAACAACAACAACCCCAACCAAAUGGACUCCGAAAGAUCAGAACAUCAAUCCUACGCUCAAAGAAAAUAUCCGCACCCAUCCUCCAAUCAACCGACUCACUCAACAUCCUCGCUGAUCUUCAUCAUCCACUCACCAUCGACUCCACCGUCCGAUUAGAACCAACCAUCCCAUCCACUACCAACAACAACGUCAGCAACAUCAACAACGACGAAGCUAAUGACCAUCUCCUCGACUUACCCUCAGCCACCAGUCUCCCCGCAAAUAAUCAACAAACCCCGAAUCUCGCGGCCUGGAUCCUCGCCGGCUUAGGAAACCACAACCCAGAUAAUCUGAUUCACCACAUGGCCAACCUCCCCCCUCCCGUCCCGCCCCUGCCCGCCAACGCCACCGGCUUCGGCCAGAACGCAGACGGAACCCUCAUCCCCCCUUCCACCUUCUCCUACUCCUCCUCCAAUAAUAACCCAAACUCGCCCCACCAACGCGCCCUCCGCAAAUCCUCAAAGACCAUCUCCUCAAACUCCUCUGGCUUCCUCCAGUCUCGCACCAGUCCUCACAACUCUUCUUCCAAAUUCUUCUCCUCUUCCUCCUCUGCCUCCUCCAACCAAUCCACCCCCAAAUCCGCCUUCUCCAGUCUCCCGUUCUCCAAAAACCACCACCAUCAUCAUCAUCCCAAUCAGCCAAAGAGCGCAUCCUCCUCCUCGUCCCCCCUCUUGGAGACUCAGAGAAGCUACAGUUCGAACUCCAUCAAGGUCUCCAAAUCCGAGGUCGGCCCUGAAUCGUUCGAGAAGAUCCGUCUCUUGGGAAAGGGCGACGUUGGCAAAGUCUACCUCGUUCGCGAGAAACUCCCACCGCCUCCAUCCACCAAAGAUCUCCCUCCCUCUUUGACUUCGACAACCUCCACCGACGAGCUCGGUCAUCUCUUGGUCCCCAACCCCCACCACCAGCAUCAUCAACAACUGGCUCCGAACCCGAACCCCCCAACUGAACGCCUCUAUGCUAUGAAGGUCUUGAAUAAAAAGGAAAUGAUUCAACGUAAUAAAAUCAAACGCGCUUUGGCCGAACAAGGGAUCUUGGCGGCUUCUAAUCAUCCGUUUAUCGUGACGCUUUACCACUCCUUCCAAUCGGAAGACUAUCUGUAUUUCUGUAUGGAAUAUUGCAUGGGCGGCGAAUUCUUUAGGACCUUACAGACUCGGCCGGAUAAGCGGCUGCCCGAAGCUGACGCUAGGUUCUAUGCCGCUGAAGUCAUCUCCGCUCUCGAAUACUUGCAUUUGCAUGGAUAUAUCUAUCGCGAUUUGAAGCCUGAAAAUAUUUUGUUGCAUCAGUCUGGACACAUCAUGUUAUCCGAUUUUGAUUUAUCGAAGCAAUCAGAAGUAGGAGGGGCACCAGCGGGGGUGAAGAUGAUCACGCCGGAUGGUGUCCCACUGAUCGACACACGUUCGUGCAUAGCCGAUUUCCGGACGAACUCGUUUGUAGGCACGGAGGAAUACAUAGCCCCGGAGGUGAUCCACGGGAACGGACAUUCGUCGGCGGUUGAUUGGUGGACGGUGGGCAUCCUAGUGUACGAGAUGAUCUACGGCUACACGCCUUUCAAAGGCCCCGACCGUCAAGCCACCUUCGCCAACGUCCUCAAACGCGACGUCUUCUUCGCAGACCUCCCUCUCGUCUCUGGACUCGCUAAAUCUAUCAUUAGGAAGUUGUUGGUCAAGGAUGAGUUGGCUAGACUCGGCUCCCUCACUGGGGCCUCCGAAGUCAAACAUCAUAAAUGGUUCGCUUCCAUCUCCUGGGGCUUGCUUAGGAACUGCAAACCUCCGAUCAUCCCGCCGGCUUCUAAUGCCAUGGACGCUACUAAUUUUAGGAAGAUCCGAGAAUCGAAUUCCUUGGAUCUCGAGUCCCAAGCGCUCAAAGCCCAUCCCAGUCCGUCGGCCCAACCGAUCCAAUUAUCGUCCACCACCAGCACUCGUUCGUUGAAUGCGCGAUACAACAACAACACGAACCCUAAGAAUCCGACGACAAAGACGGUCAAGAAGAAGAAGAGUGUCUUCUUGUCCCAGUCGACUCCCCCCUCAGCUACUGCUACUCCUUCGCCCGAAUCUGUCAAUUCCUUAUCUUCCUCCAUCAAUGCCGCCCUUCAUCCUCAUUCGGGCAAGAGGAUCAAACCACAGAAACAUCGGCUUGCUCAUCUUUCUUCGUCCUUGAACUCGAAUGGCGUUGCUCAUCUAGGCGAUCCAGCUCAUCAUGGAUACAUGGAAGAAGAACAGGGACCCAGAAGCGGGAGAGGAUGA
Messenger RNA from Puccinia graminis f. sp. tritici CRL 75-36-700-3, 2529 nucleotides. RefSeq names its product AGC protein kinase. Gene Ontology annotation, cellular component: plasma membrane; cytoplasm; nucleus. Gene Ontology annotation, biological process: protein phosphorylation. Bases 1 to 2529 code for a protein of 842 amino acids. The transcript has 8 exons. The record is from RefSeq and is a predicted model, not a curated record. NCBI's taxonomy places the organism in Eukaryota, Fungi, Basidiomycota, Pucciniomycetes, Pucciniales, Pucciniaceae. Gene Ontology annotation, molecular function: protein serine/threonine kinase activity; ATP binding.